Messenger RNA from Ilyonectria robusta, 3887 nucleotides. Its product is annotated as cortical protein KAR9-domain-containing protein. Gene Ontology annotation, cellular component: mating projection tip; spindle pole body; cell cortex. Lineage: Eukaryota; Fungi; Ascomycota; Sordariomycetes; Hypocreales; Nectriaceae. Gene Ontology annotation, biological process: nuclear migration along microtubule; mitotic spindle orientation checkpoint signaling; establishment of spindle localization. The record is from RefSeq and is a predicted model, not a curated record. The coding region runs from base 356 to 3619 and encodes 1087 amino acids. The transcript has a single exon.
UUCCCCCGGCACUUUUUGGGCCCCAGCAUCGACCCUGUUCUGCACUGGCUUAUUUGUUCUUGGGUUCUCUGCGCGCCCCGGACCGUAAGUCGAAGCCAUUUGACCCGGCAAGAGAGCCACAGACAGACGCAAUCAGUGAGAAGGCGACAGCAGCCUAUACCGAGACCAGCCAUUCCCCCCCCGCGACUCCGCGUCCUAGCCCAAGGCCUCCUUUUUCUCGCAUCCAGCUGUUCGUUCAACUCUUCCCAGUCCUUGACGCGACAGUCCAUCCGCCUGUCUACCCGCCUGGGACCCAAACCUGGUCUGGUGCUCUCGUCCUCUGUUUCUGCCGUAGGGGGUCGCCCCUCGCGAUUAAAUGAGUACCGGUCACCCAACCACGACGACUGCCGUCGAUCCUGUUGCGGCUUCAGAUACCAACCCAGCAGGCGACUUGGAGGAUCCGUCUAUCCCCAAGACUCCCUGUGCCAGCACUGACACUGCUGUCGACUCUGGAGCUGCUGCUGUCGGCGUUGACGGGGCCCUGAGCUACGGCCUCCACCAACGCGACCAGGACCAUGAUGCGCCUGCUGCCCGCCUUCUAAAAUUCGCAGACGCUCCCAGCCAACUAUCUCACCUGCCCUUCACCCCCGGCUCGACUGAUCCCACCUCCACCCACGCCCCGGAACCAAAUUCCAACUCAUCCUCUACCACAUCCGCCGCGACAAAUUUAAUGACUACUCCCUCUGCUGAUUCUACCGCAACUCCUACUCCCACUACAUCAGCUGCUUCCAACCCUACGACGGCUACGACUUCCAUCGCCAACGUCUCUCAACCCUCUUCACCCGGACCUCCUUCCGCCAUCCGAAAACCAUCCCCUGGCUUAGCUGCCCGCCUCAAAGCUCUCGGCUUCGGUACCGUCCCAAAAUCUUCUCCGCCUUCGUCCGCGCCGCAGUACGACCACAUAGGUCGCCUCGACGAAGACCAGCUCCGCCAACUAGACGAAAAACACCAGGCGGGAUCCCUCAGGUCGGUCAUCGCCCGGCGCGGUCGCCCCUGGAAGGGCAUCUACUUGUCCCCCAAGGCCGCCGCCGAGCUCGACCUAUCCUCGCCGCCCGACACCGACGACGACCCGCCCACCGCCAAUCUGCUGCCCGAGAUCAACACCCCUGAGCCCUUGGACAUGGACACGUUCAAGUACCGCCUCCCUGACCAUACCAACGGCAAUGGGACCAAGGUCACCCUCGAUACCCGUCGCGAGCACAUCGAGCGAACCACCGGCCCCCCUACUCCCGAAGAGAGCGCCCUCCCACCGCCGCCUCCUCCCAAAGAUACUCCUCCUAUUGGUGCUACCCCUGUGCCGACCACGCCUCCGACCGACUAUACUCCAAGCCUCAAUUCAUACUUCACACCCGGUCACAACCGUCCGGGCUCCAUCUACACCUUGUCGCGUGUGUCUUUCGCGAAUCAACUAGCUCAGCUCACAUCGCUGCAGCUGCCUGAUGCCGACUCGCUAUCCAGCCAGGUCACAGCCAUCCCAACUGCUCAAAUCGCUGCCAAAGCCCUUAUCAACGCUGCCGAUCAGAUCCGAAGUUGGAUAUACAAAGCCUCCGAAGUGGUCGACGGACUCGAUAGCGAAGACGAUGUCGAAUGGGCUGCUGCCGGGGGCCGGGAGGGACUAGCCGAGGUGGAAAAUGCCAUUACCCGCUUCGAGGAGCUCGUCAACGCCUAUGUCGGUGCCAUCGAACAGCUGCAGAGCCGAGAAGACAUUGCCAACGUCCCCCUGGCCGAUCUGAAUCAAGCUGUUGCCCAGAUGGAAUCUGUCAUCAGAGAGUGGGACAAGAUUCGACUAACCCUCCACAUUGUCAGGGGUCAGGUUGAAAUCGCCAUGGAGUGGGAGGAACUGUGGAACAGCGUCCUCGGCGACAUACAAGGCGAGAUGGAUGAGCUCAGUAGGCUCGUCUUCGAGAUGGAAGAGCGACGGCACAAGAGCCUCAUGGCUGCUGCCAACGGCGAUGGUGUUGACAUUGGUGAUCUGGAAACUAUUGUCGAGGAAACGCCUCCCCAGGCUGCCCGCCUUCAAGCAGGUAGCCGCUUCAGCCUGCCACCAGCGUUCCCAGUGAGCCCCAUCUCCCCGGGCACGCCGACCCUUUCACAGGACGAUUCCAGCCUCCUCGCGCUCUUCGCCCGCAUGCAGCCUCUCAGGGCCUCCCUCGACUUUUUGCCAAUGCGCCUGUCCGUCUUUGAGAACCGAGCGGAGCAAUCCUUCCCCACGGCCUGCGAGGAGCUGAAAAUGCGCCACGACAGCCUCGACUACAGCUACAAGAAGCUGGAGAAGGAUGCCGAGUCCCUACGCAAGGAGCUUGGUGAAGACCGAUGGGUCAUUGUAUUCCGCGGUGCAGGGCGUCAAGCCCAGAAGAUGCACGAAUCGGUCGAGCGCUCGUUGCACAAGCUCAAGGAAGCUGUCGAUUCCGGGCUGCACUUGACGAACCAACCUGCCAUGUUGAAGAAGCUGGAGAGUUACGAGGCCAAGAAAACACACUACGGCCCGGCCAUUGAGCGGGUCCUGUCUAUCAUCGACAAGGGCGUCAGUGACCGGCUAACAGUGAAUGGAGAAAUCCUUCGGUUGCAUACUGACAUGCAAGCGCGGUGGGAUUCUCUCAAGUUCCAGAUGAGAGAGGCCGAAAGCAUGAUCGAGGAUAUUCAAGCCGAAAAGGGUCAACAGCUUAGAGACUCCAUCUCAAGCAUGCUUUCCAAUGAUAGAUCCACCUUGGAGAGCGGUCGUGAGACUCCAGGGAGCUCGCCACCCUCAUCGGUAAUCAUGUCAAGCCUCGGACUUGGCCCUCAUACUCCGACUGCAAAACCCCCUAAGCUCAGGUCGUCGGGCGGCUCCAACGCUCGCCCCAUUCCUUCGAACCGACGACAUUCAUCACUCCCCGCUCCUUCAUCUCAUCUAGGUAGAAAACCUGGCUUUUCUCGACUGUCGACGGUCGCCAGCUCAUCAUCAUCCCACAACGUCCCAGCAAGCCAGCUCAAGCGACCAGUUUCAAUCGCGAGCAAUCGGCCUCGCUGGAACGGCUCGUCCAACACGAUUGACGUGGACACUGGCCAUAACUUCAAGCCCCUCAGUCUCACGACACCGAGCCCCUAUGCCAAGAGGAGUCCGGCGACCCAAAGAUCUACCAGCUCCAUCACACCUGGUUCUGCCUCAAAGCUCCCAACCCUACGCAGCCCUAUGGCCCGCGCCUCGUCGGAAUCACCUCGGGUUUCUCCGCGAGCUGACGAUACGCCCACUAGAACAGGGCACUCGCGGCUUUCAUUCCGCGAGCGUCUUUCAUCCCCUGGUCCAUAUGCCCAACAACCGUUGGCCAAGCCGCGACUAGCAUCUCAGACCGCUGUGAAUGCUCUCACUUCUGGUCGCCGCUCUUCGCUCCAGGCAUCGAAGACGUCGACCACGAAAACCGAAGUGCGACCAAGCAGGCCCGCUAGUUCCCUGGCCUCGUCCUCACGGAGGAGCAGUCUUCUUCCCCAACCAAAGGGCGAAGCAGGUCGGGCCAGUCCUCAGGCUAUCGCAGGUGCCAGGCUAGCCAUGCAAAAAAUGAGUCCUGAAAGUAAGGAUCUGAAACCCCGAUGGCGACAUUGACGGGAUUUUUCAAUGUCCCAUUAUUCUUGAGCAGCAUCAUGGUUGCUUCUACGCUCACUCUAACGCCCCAGGAGAAAGCGGUUCCACUUGUACUCAUGUUACACGUUUUCUGACGAUUUGACUUGAUCAACACCUUUUCAGAAUGUAGAUAUCUCGGCUUAAAGCAACAGGAGCUUGGCGCGCCAAUUUUGAAGGAAACCCAUUUUGCUUACACAGCAUGGCGUACCGGGCGAGGGAGAGUGCUUCGGACGAACGGAGUUUAAGGAAC